Rosa chinensis is the source of this 884-nucleotide messenger RNA. RefSeq lists its product as uncharacterized. The transcript has 2 exons. The record is from RefSeq and is a predicted model, not a curated record. Bases 69 to 620 code for a protein of 183 amino acids. Lineage: Eukaryota; Viridiplantae; Streptophyta; Magnoliopsida; Rosales; Rosaceae.
CGUCUUCUUCUCCAGGAACAAUUGAGUUCAUUCACCUCAUUUUGGUAGAGUCUCUGUAUGUAUUGCAGAUGCAGGUGAAGACAGGAACUUGGACAGCGUGGUUUCUGGGAUUUGAUGGACAAAGUUGUUGGAAAUACUCCAAGAGAACAUCAAGGGUAAAUUAUUUCCUCCAGACACCAAUUUUAUGUUUUGUGUGGUUGAUGUUCUGGCUGUUGUGUUCUUUGCGUGGCUUAUUUUGCAACUGGUGCAAGGCCAUUUGCUGCACUGCGGUGGAAAGGAAAGGAAGGAGGCUUUCGGUGGUGACCGUUGUUGACUUCCAGAACGGAUGGCAUGACACUCCACCGAUUGGUCAUACACUCGUUGAUACACAUGUAUCGUAUACAAGAUUGCGACCGUUCGGGGAUCUCUAUGGCUCCACAGCGACACCAGUAAAAGAGACCCUGCAAAAAAAACAAGAGGUAGCAGAGAGGCCUCAACCUUUUAGCGUCUGCUUGCCGGCUCCUCCUUCGAACUGCUGGAAACUUCUUCUCUCUUUUGCAGCAGGGCUUCACCUUUCUCUUGAUGUGUUUUCUGUCCUCCAGUCCUUCUUGCUGCUCCCCUUUUUCUCAUCUGUGUGGUAGCUCCUUUUAUAGGAAAGUAAUGGAUAAGGUGGAGCUGAGGAUGACUCCAGUUUGAAAUUGAAAUGAUUUGAUAUUCAAAACUAGUUUGACCGAGUUUGUAGGUGUUCGGCCAGCCCCACAAAGCUGCUGGAAUUUGAAUUGAUGAUAGCUAUCUUGGCUUUGAUCUCAUCAUAAUUUGAAAAGUCCAACUAACUGUUGUGGACGUUAAUGUGCAUGUAUGAGCCAAACAACUUGAAAUUUGAAAAACUGCAUUAUCUCUUCCAA